Quercus robur (English oak) is the source of this 2993-nucleotide messenger RNA. RefSeq names its product protein MODIFIED TRANSPORT TO THE VACUOLE 1. Gene Ontology annotation, molecular function: phosphatidylinositol binding; ubiquitin binding. Gene Ontology annotation, cellular component: trans-Golgi network membrane. NCBI's taxonomy places the organism in Eukaryota, Viridiplantae, Streptophyta, Magnoliopsida, Fagales, Fagaceae. The record is from RefSeq and is a predicted model, not a curated record. The coding region runs from base 410 to 2536 and encodes 708 amino acids. The transcript is spliced from 5 exons.
ACGGGUCGGUGAGUCACCACCCUCAUUUCAAUUCAUUCAAUUCCAUUUCUCUUCCUCCCUUCCUUCUUCUUCUACUUCCAUUACCCAAAACUAAAAACUCUCUCUCUCUCUCUCUCUCUAUCUGUCAAAACCCCUAAUCAUCGAACCAAAUUCCAAUCCUUUUCAAUCCUCCCAUUCACAAAAGCAAACGGCCUCGAAAAACUGAUCAAAUCGUCGCGUAUUGAGUUGAUUAACGGCUCUGAUUCGAUCUAAAAUCUUUGCAUGUCGAGGUUCGUGGAUCGGUGAAGCUUUGGAUUAGGGCUGUGAUUCUGAAAUUUUGGGUUUUUGAAUUGGAUUGGAUUGGAUUUUGGAGCUCGGUGAAAAUUUGUGAGAAAAAUUAGGGUUUUUAUUUUGUAAAUUUUUUGGCGAAAUGGAUUCGAGUAGAAGAGCGGUGGAGUCGUACUGGAGGUCGAGAAUGAUCGACGGUGCCACGUCGGACGAGGACAAGGUGACUCCGGUGUACAAGCUCGAAGAGAUCUGCGAGCUUCUCAGAUCGUCGCACGUGAGUAUUGUGAAGGAGGUCUCGGAGUUUAUACUCAAGCGCCUCGAAAACAAGAGCCCCAUUGUUAAACAAAAGGCUCUGAGGUUGAUAAAAUAUGCAGUGGGAAAAUCUGGUGUGGAGUUUAGGAGAGAAAUGCAGAGACAUUCAGCAGCUGUUCGCCCGCUAUUUCACUAUAAGGGACAUCCGGAUCCUUUGAAAGGGGAUGCACUUAAUAAGGCUGUGCGGGACACUGCUCAUGAGACUAUUGCUGCUAUUUUUGCUGGGGAAAAUGAUAAGCCAUCUCCUGCUGAAGAUCUUAACAAAAGAAUACAGGGGUUUGGAAAUACAAACUACGAAAUGCCAUCAGAAGAAAGGAAAUCAUUUCUUAGUGAGGUAGUUGGUAUUGGAAGUGCCUCUAUCAAGCAGGGACUUAGUACUUUUGCACAAGGUCAUCUAUCAAAAAAGAAUGAAAAUGGAAGCUACAAGAGUCCAACAACUCUUCGGAGGUCAUUGACUAUUGAAUCCGAGCAUGGAGAUAGAUAUGAACCUGUUGAUUAUCGUAAUGAGAGUCAGGGUAGUUUUGGGAUUUCUAAGAAUGCGUCUAGUGGAUCUUGGAGCCAGGAUUCAAGAGUAACUAAGACCGAAAUAACUAAUGGGGAGUCUGGUCGAAGUUAUAGAGAAAGUAAGACACGUGAAGAGAGAUUGUUGGAGACCAUUGUAACAUCAGGUGGUGUACGUCUACAACCCACUCGAGAUGCUAUUCAGGUUUUCCUUGUGGAGGCUGCAAAGUUGGAUGCAUUGGCUUUAUGUUAUGCCCUUGAGUCAAAGCUUCAAUCACCUCAGUGGCAGGUUCGAAUGAAAGCCAUCUGUGUCCUUGAGUCAUUACUGAGAAAAAAGGAUGAUGAACAUUUUUCAACUGUGGAAUCUUACUUCAGUGAAAAUAAAGAUGUGGUGGUGAGAUGUUCUGAGUCUCCUCAAGCUUCUUUGAAGGAAAAGGCCAACAAGGUUUUAAACCUUCUGGGUGGAGAACAGGCAGGCAGUGCAGCAAUUUAUACAGAAAAAACCAAGAAGGCUGAUACUACUACCGUUGUUCCAAUGCCUGACUUAAUAGACACCGGUGAUCCAGAUGCUUACCAGGAAAAUUUUACAAAUAGUCAAAGUGAUCAAAAUAUCACAAAUCUGUCAACUCCACCUCCUUUGAUUGAUGAUUUAUUUGGAGAUGGUCCAGGCACUGGUGUAAGUGCUUCUGAAUCGAAAAAUGAUGAUGACCCCUUUGCAGAUGUGUCAUUUCAUGCUAGUGAUAGCGUAGAACAUGCAGAUGAUCUCUUUUCUGGGAUGAUUGUUGAUGAUAAACAGAGUGCUAAUGAAAAUCAUAUGGCAGAGAAGAAAAAUGGACCUGAACUAUUUGAUAUUUUUGGGUCCAAUCAUGAACUUCCUCAGGAGCAAGAAACUCAUAAAAAAGAUCUUAACGAUUUGAUGGAUGGUUUGUCCAUUAAUGAAAAUACCUCUAACAUGAAGCAGAAAGGAACCUCUCCAGUAGGUUUUCCUCAAAGUCUGUUCUCAGAUUCAAAUGGUCAUCCCAGCCAUCAGGUACCUAAUGAUGCAUUGAGUGGCAUGUUCAAUUCUCAAACGGCUAUGACGAAUGCAAAUGUCAUGUUUCCCCCUGGUGCCAUGCCAUACAAUAUAUCUCCUGGCUUGAUGAUGAAUCCUACCUUUUCUUCUCAACCUUUAAAUUAUGCUGCCAUGGGGAGUCUCCUUGCUCAGCAGCAAUUCCUUGCAACAAUGUCUAACCUCCAACACCUUGGGAACAUGAACACCCAAAAUGCUGGUGUCAGUCAUGUUGGGGGAACUAAUGGAGCAUAUGUGCCCGCCCUUCCUGACAUAUUCCAAUCAAACUUUCCAACUCAACAAGCUACCAGUACAAUGAUGAACAGUUCAAAGAAAGAGGAAACCAGAGCAUUUGACUUUAUCUCGGACCAUCUUAAUGCAGCUCGUGACCCAAAGAGGGUGGUUUGAAUCUUUGAGCUUAUGCUUCUUCAGAGACUGCUUUAGGACUUUGAUUAUGGCUUUACAGCGUGUAGAUUGAAGCAGGUUAUACAGUUACAUCAAAGAAGGCAUUAUUUUGCAAUAAUGGAACAUUUGCAAAUACUACUAGACAUGUUUCCAUGAUAAUUGCAUUGCAAGCGAGUCGAUGUGAAAUCCUGGAACUAAGAAGAAAAGAGAGUGGAAAUGCUUAUGGGAUUGUUGUAUUCAACAUGGAAGAAUGAGAGAAUGAUGUGUAGUUAGUUCGAUUAAUUAUUUGAAUCUGUAUUGCCAGCACUUGUUGGAUGUCUUUCUCUUUUGUAAUGCAUAUUUAGAGUGUACCCCGGCGCGUUCCAUUUUUUCUCUUUUAACUUUUUUUUACCCAAGAGGACUACUUAUAGUGCAUGCUUUUGAACCCAGAGAGUCAAUAAAACGCAGUAGAUUUUUUAUA